UUAAGUUGGACAUUUGGAAGAAAUUCUUCACAGAAAGGAUGAUUAAACACUGGAAUGGGCUGCCCGGGGAGGUGGUGAAGUCACCGUCCUUGGAACCGUUUAAGGAAAGACUGGAUGUGGCACUCAGUGCCAUAUUCUGGUUGACACGGUGGUGUUUGGUCAUAGGUUGGAUUUGAUGAUCUCAGAGGUGUUUUCCAACCUGAUGGAUUCAUUGAUUCUGAGCUGGCACCGCUGUCCUGCCUCUCCUUGUGUGUGUGUGUGGGGUCUGUGCACCUCCUGCUUGGGCUGCAGCUCCCUUUGCUCCAGUGGUCUCUAGUAUUUUAGCUGCAAGUGCACGAUACUUAUCCUUCCUUCCUCUUCCAAGAGCCCAAGGGCUUGAUCCACAUUUCUUUCUCCUCAGGCAUCCACUUUUCUCUUAAGUGCAUUAAGGAGACUUACUCAUUUCCUUCCCUCUCUUCCCGCUACUUUCCCCUAAAGAUACCAGUGACAGGAAGGAAGGAGGAGACCCUCCCUUAACUCUGAGUGUGAUGGUUCUGCCGAUUUCUUCUGUGCCUGGAGGGCUCAGCUUUCAGCUGCCAGAGUGUCCCAUUGAAAGCUGCCCUGCUGGUCGUUAUCAGGGAUACAUGGCUGUAUAUCCUGUGACAAAGCACGAUAUGUUUAGUCCUUGCACUAGACAAGAUUAGAUCUGCAGCAUGUGAAAGGGAUGUCAUAUGUAAUCCUCAGCUGAUGUUAAAUAUAUAGCUACUGGUGGCUAGAGAUUGCUUUGUACGAGGUAACACCUUGGCAGCUUGACAUGGGGUUUUUUCUUCUGAUGUUCCUGGACGAGCAGGAGAAGGAGAUCAGUGUCAGUUCCACUUGUCAGCUUUCACUCUGCAGACCUGAAACUUGGGUGUUUCUAACUCAGUGCAGUCUGAGUUGUUCGCGUCCAACAGGGUCACAGCCUUGCUGGGGUGACAUGAGAACGAACUGAGUGCUUGGAUGCUCUGGUAGCUGGUAAAUACUCUGAAGUAUGCAAUAAGUUAAUAUUCUGUGUUACUAGUUCUGUGUAAGAAAUGUUGUUUCAUGAAUUUUGGGUAAGUGCUGGAUAGGAAACUUGAAUUUCAGGUGUUCUUUUUAUUCCUUAGAUACCAGGAUCCAGCUGUGCCAUGACAGUUUGACAGUGUAACUGUUACAUUGUGUAGUGCCAGAUUCCUAAAAUGUCUCUUUAUGUUAAGCUAAAUUCUCUUGUUUUGGUAAUACAAUUAACGUCCUUUGUGUUCAAACUUUGGUGUUGUAUAACUUUUUAUUUAGCUAGGAACAGUGAUCUCUUGUUGCGGUACUCAAUACUGGCAUGGAAAACUUGGCUUCGUGUUUUCUGGAUCUUUUGCUUCACUAUAUUUUAAAGAUCCUACAGGAAACUUUCUUUGAGUAAAAAUGACAGGGCUGUAGUGAAUGUAAUAGUCGUGUUGCAUAAGGCUCAGCUUUCCACCUCUCCUGGAGGUUCUUGCCUUUUUUCUCAUCUUGUGACACCCUUUGUAGUGGAAAUUAGGGCUGUGUUAGAUUAGCAUUGAUUUAAUGUACAUUUCCUAUAGGUUUAAAAUGAGUUUACUUUCAGAUUUUUUCUGGUUAGAGUGAAAGCAGUGUCUCUGUUUAUCUUAUCUCAAAAGUAAUCAAAUGUGAAACAAGAAUCACCUGAUGACAGCACGUGAGGGGGGAGGAGGUUGUAUCCCAGAACUGGUAUUAUUGGAGCAGCCAGUAUAACUGGAAAAACUAAACCCAUUUCUUCUGUGUGCAAGCCUUAUCUUGAAGAUCCUCAUGUAACUGGCUUAGAAAUGGUUCCACAAGAUGACAGCACCAAAUCUAAGACUGUGGAAAUGGAGACUGUCUUCACUUUGACAUGAUGUGUGAAGCUUUUUAGUCAGCAUUUUUUCUUUUUCUUUUACUGUUAUUGUGAAAGGUUACAAAUGGUGUGGGUUUUUAUCAUGAACCGAAUGAGCUCCCAGAGCAGUUCAUCCGCUCAGCGUCGGCGACUGGCUCUGGGAAUCGUCAUCCUCCUCCUCGUUGAUGUGAUAUGGGUUGCCUCUUCGGAACUCACUUCUUAUGUUUUUACAAAGUACAACAAACCUUUUUUCAGUACGUUUGCAAAAACAUCCAUGUUUGUUCUAUACCUCUUGGGAUUUAUUGUUUGGAAACCAUGGAGGCAACAGUGUACUCGUGGGUUUCGUGGAAGGCAUGCAGCCUUUUUUGCAGAUGCCGAAGGUUAUUUUGCUGCUUGUACAACAGAUAACACUGUAAACAGUUCUCUGAGUGAACCUUUAUAUGUUCCUGUAAAGUUUCAUGACUUGCCAACUGAAAAAAAUGGCAGUAAUAAUAGUGAUGCAGAGAAAACUCCCAAAAAGCCUCGUGUAAGGUUCAGUAAUAUUAUGGAGAUCCGACAGCUCCCAUCAAGCCAUGCGUUGGAAGCCAAGUUGUCUCGCAUGUCAUAUCCAACAGUUAAGGAGCAGGAAUCAAUAUUAAAAACUGUAGGAAAGCUCACUGCAACUCAAGUAGCAAAAAUUAGCUUUUUCUUUUGCUUUGUGUGGUUCUUGGCAAAUUUCUCUUACCAAGAAGCUCUGUCAGAUACCCAAGUUGCCAUAGUUAAUAUCUUGUCAUCAACCUCUGGGCUUUUUACAUUAAUCUUAGCUGCAGUCUUUCCCAGUAACAGUGGAGAUCGGUUUACCCUGUCCAAAUUAUUAGCUGUUAUUUUAAGCAUUGGUGGUGUGGUACUUGUUAACCUUUCUGGAUCUGAAAAAUCUGCUGGAAAAGAUACAAUAGGUUCCCUGUGGUCUCUUGUAGGAGCCAUGCUAUAUGCUGUGUACAUAGUAAUGAUAAAAAGGAAAGUAGAUAGAGAAGAUAAACUUGACAUACCAAUGUUCUUUGGUUUUGUAGGGCUGUUCAAUCUGUUGCUCCUGUGGCCAGGAUUCUUCCUGCUUCACUAUACCGGGUUUGAAGCAUUUGAGUUUCCCAACAAACUGAUAUGGAUGUGCAUUGUCAUUAAUGGCCUUAUUGGAACAGUUCUGUCAGAGUUCCUCUGGCUGUGGGGCUGCUUUCUUACCUCAUCACUGAUCGGCACACUUGCUCUAAGCCUUACAAUACCUCUGUCCAUCAUAGCUGACAUGUGCAUGCAGAAGGUGCAGUUUUCCUGGUUAUUUUUUGCAGGGGCAGUACCUGUAUUUUUUUCUUUUUUCAUUGCAACUCUCUUAUGUCACUAUAACAACUGGGAUCCAGUGAUGGUGGGAAUCAGAAGAGUUUUUGCCUUUAUCUGUAGAAAACAUCGAAUUCAGAGAAUGCCAGAAGAAAGUGAGCAGUGUGAAAGCCUCAUUCCUAUGCAUAGUGUUUCACAAGAUGGAGAGAGUUGCUGUUCAUAGACAAAAGUUUAAAAAUGGAAUGAUGCCCAGCGAAGAGACAAUCUUCUGGAAAAGUCCCUAAGGAGUCAUAUUUCAGUGCCUAUUCUGAAUUUGUAGUAAAAAUAAGAAGUUUCAGUUCUUUUGAAACUCUAAA
This is a messenger RNA of Neopelma chrysocephalum (saffron-crested tyrant-manakin), 3519 nucleotides long. It is a transcript of the gene SLC35F5, whose product is annotated as solute carrier family 35 member F5. The record is from RefSeq and is a predicted model, not a curated record. Gene Ontology annotation, biological process: regulation of peptide transport. Lineage: Eukaryota; Metazoa; Chordata; Aves; Passeriformes; Pipridae. The coding region runs from base 1944 to 3386 and encodes 480 amino acids. The transcript has 17 exons. Gene Ontology annotation, cellular component: membrane.